GUCCAGGGUCACAAAUGUAUUUCUAUCUAGACAAAGACAUGGCCCAUAAUGGAGGCAUGGACCAGCAGCACAGGAAGACCCAGUAUUCGGGGAAUCAGGCCAGACAGGCGACAAAACGCUAUCAAGAACAGUGCUGUAACUACAGAGAGUUCAACAUGCAGCCUUCCUCCAAAAUGGAUGGAGUCGUGAGCCGUCUUAUCGGGCCCUCCUUCGAGACCUACUCUCUGCCUGAACUGACGCGUUACGACUGCGAGGUCAACGUCCCGUUGCAAGGCAAUCUUCAUUUGCUGCAGGGCAGUGACCUCCUAAGAGCAUUAGACCAGGCCACUUAGACCGGUUUCACCACAGAAAUGCAGUCCCACUUUCCCCCAAACCCUAUCGCUCAUCUCACACUCACCAUCCCAGCUUUAGCACAUCCCACAAACACCCUCUCACAGUCAUAUCUACCUGAGCGCAUACAUGGCAAAUGUAGCUUUGAUUCUAUUUUUAUUGUCUACAUCUUCAUAAAUUAUAUACAAGUAUUUUUGGAGGAGUUGAAAUGAUGUUGCGUUGUGUCUCUGCUUGUCAGAUCACUCGGCGAAGCUGUUUUCAGCAUACUCAUUUUCUUUUUUUUUCUCUAUCAAUGUCAGACAAGAAAAGCAAGAAAGAAUCUACUGUAAGCUACUUGUUUUAAAAUGUUCUCAUUUCUUUUAUUUGUUCUAACUUUCCUACCUCUGACACAUCAUUACAGACCCCAUGAAAUCAAAAGGCUAGUUUGGAGCUCAUGUAUACACUAAUGCAGUGGUUUCCAAAGAUGUUUUAUUAAAUAAUUCAAUCAGCAUUAACAAUAGCUGCUCUUUAUACAUGUGCUGCUGUCUUUCCACUUGCACAAACACGUUCACUGUGAAGGGUUGCCAGAUUUGACAAAAAACAACCUGGUCUAAUACAGUGACCCUUGUUAUUAUGCUUUAGGUAGGUAGUAUUCUCUAAACAAACCC
Messenger RNA from Sinocyclocheilus rhinocerous, 977 nucleotides. RefSeq names its product endothelial PAS domain-containing protein 1-like. The transcript is spliced from 2 exons. The coding region runs from base 15 to 332 and encodes 105 amino acids. The record is from RefSeq and is a predicted model, not a curated record. NCBI's taxonomy places the organism in Eukaryota, Metazoa, Chordata, Actinopteri, Cypriniformes, Cyprinidae.